Molecule: messenger RNA, 651 nt
Organism: Echinostoma caproni
Lineage: Eukaryota; Metazoa; Platyhelminthes; Trematoda; Plagiorchiida; Echinostomatidae
Source: the annotation of a GenBank genome assembly
UCCACUACUUCCCUUCGCAAACAACACACACUGUGGCAAUGCGCUUGGCUGGCAUGCGCCGCACAUGCCUCAACCAACACAAUCUUUGGAGGUCCAAUACUCGUUCUAGUGGACGACCUAAAACUCUGCGCCAAACCUCAGCAGGAGAAUGAUCAAGUGAACACCGCGGCAAAUUCCAUGGGAAGUGAUAAUUCUGGUUCCACAUGUGUACCGCUUUCCUCUGCUUGCACACAAAUCGCUCCUGCUGGUGAAGCUACAGCAGUUGGUGGGCGCAUUCUGUUUGCCUCCCUGCCUGCAGUGUGCUCGAUUCCCGGUAUAAAUGCUACAGUCGAACGGGGUGAUAGAACUACCAAGCCACCAUAUUCGUACGCCCAGUUAAUUGCCCAAGCAAUCGCCACCCAACCGGAUCGUCAACUGACAUUAAGUGGAAUCUAUGACUACAUCAGUCAAAAUUAUCCCUACUAUAGUCCUCACGACAAGGGAUGGCAGAAUUCGGUCCGACAUAAUCUGUCAUUAAACCGGCAUUUCUUCAAGGUGAGGUGGUGUUGUGUUUGUUCUUUUAUUAUAACUAGUUGCAUAAUUUCUCCAAUUAUAAAAGCUAUAUCAUACACUAAUAUUUUUGAUGCGCGGGCUUUUAGUCGAUACGUUUAG